Messenger RNA from Closterium sp. NIES-67, 425 nucleotides. The record is from the annotation of a GenBank genome assembly. NCBI's taxonomy places the organism in Eukaryota, Viridiplantae, Streptophyta, Zygnematophyceae, Desmidiales, Closteriaceae.
GCGGCGCCAUGGCUGGCCCGGCGCUGCCGCUGCCAGUCGUGCGCUGGUGCGUCAACGCCGCCACGACAGCACAACGACGACGCCACGACAGCGCGACGAGGGUGCCAUGGCAGCGAAAGAGAGAGAGAGGGAGAGAGAGAGAGAGAGAGAGAGAGAGAGAGAGAGAGAGAGAGAGAGAGAGAGAGAGAGAGAGAGAGAGAGAGAGAGAGAGUGAGAGAGAGAGAGAGAGAGGGAGAGAGAGAGAGAGAGAGAGAGAGAGAGAGAGAGAGAGAGAGAAUGAGAGAGAGAGAGAUAGAGAGAGAGAGAGAGAGAGAGAGAGAGAGAGAGAGAGAGAGAGAGAGAGAGAGAGAGAGAGAGAGGAAGAGUGCGCAGCGGAAGCGUGGGAAGAAGGUCCAGCAGGUUGAACCUGCUCUGUUACCAUGUUA